Molecule: messenger RNA, 1913 nt
Organism: Oncorhynchus kisutch (coho salmon)
Lineage: Eukaryota; Metazoa; Chordata; Actinopteri; Salmoniformes; Salmonidae
Product: coiled-coil domain-containing protein 43-like
Exons: 5
Coding region: 401-1045 (214 amino acids)
Source: RefSeq, a predicted model, not a curated record
GUAGAGAAUCACAUCUGUGUCCACGUCACCUGAGUCAGGGCGUUGGAGUCUCUCGAAUCUCAUAGAAUAGCAUGAUAAAAUCUCAUGAACAUUUUAUUAUAGGGGUGUGUUAACUAUGUCGUUUGAUUCACGGAUAUAAUUUAAAUGUAUCAAUUGGUCACAUAAUCUCGCAUGAAGUUUUUUAAAGAAUUCUAACGUCUAUGAACGAAUGAAUAACAUCUCAAAUGGAUUAUGUAGUUGAUUAAUUAUCCCUCCUUAAAUGCAAUAAUGUAAAUGAUUAAUUAUUUCCUGGCAAUCACUAAAACGGUGUACGAGGCAGCAACCAUAUUCUGCUCAAGUUUUAUCUAGCAGGCAAUACACGCGGAUCGUCGUAGGGUGUGGAAGACCCCGAACGGCCAAGAUGGCGGCGUCCAUGGCAGAUGCUGGGGAGUUUGAGAAGUGGCUGAAUGAUCGACUAGACUCCUUGGAAGUGGACCAGGAGGUGUAUGGAGCUUAUAUUUUAGGAAUACUUCAAGAGGAGGAGAGUGACGAAGAGAAGGAGGACGCACUGCUAGGAAUUCUAUCUGCGUUUCUGGAGGAUGAGAAACUUGAAGAUGUCUGCAAAGAGAUCAUUAGUCAGUGGGCUGAGAGCUGUGCCCGGUCGGCAACCAAAAACAAGGAGGAUGCUGAGGUACUGGCCAUUGCCAAUCUGAUAGAGAAGCAGGCACAGAUUGUGGUGAAACAGAAGGAAGUAUCUCAGGAGUCCAGGAAGAGGAAAGAAGCUAAAGAAGCAGUCCUGGCUCAAUAUGCCAAUAUCACAGAUGAUGAAGAUGAAGCUGAAGAGGAGGAGCAGGCUUUUCCCCCCAGUGGUGAUAAAUCCCUGUUUAAGAACACCAACGUGGAGGAGGUUUUGAGCAGGAAGAAACAGCAGAGGGACCAGGCUAAGGAAGACUCUCAUAAGAAGAAAGAGACGGACAAGAUGCAGCGUGAGAAGGAUAAACUAGCCAGGCAGGACAGGAAGGACAAGGAGAAGAAACGCACACAGAAAGGGGAACGCAAAAGAUGAGAAAAACAAAUGACACCUUGGGACAUUGUCACAUGAAAUGUUUUGUUACUGGAUAAAAAAAACUGAAAUCAACAUCUAUUUUUACCUAUCCCUUAUUUUCCACCCUUAUGAUUGUAACAUGACAUUGUAACAAGAACUUGUCUGGACAUUAAUUGUUUUAACCAAUUACCAUUUUAGUUUUCUAUUGGUUUCAGUCAUCAAGCUUUAUCUAAAACUGGGAAACAGUCCAUCUAUCUACAAUGUGUUCUUUCUCAACUGUGAUUAAAGUAAAUCAGUGACUCUAUGAAAAGCCAACAUUAAUAGUCUAUCUCUACUUGCUAUGAUCAACCUGCACAAGCGCUUGCCUGUGUCUUUCAUCCUACCAUGUUGAUACUAAAGAGGCGGAUGUUUCUGUAUCAUUGCCUCCUUUUCAAUAUGCCUCUACUAAUAGGGAGACUGUCUCUGAAAAUGAGUAGUCAUUCAAUAGAUGUAGCAUGCAAGCCUUCGCUCUAAAAUGUUUGCCCAGUUUAAGUAAUAAUUUUCCAAGAUAAAUGUUUUUAAAUGGCAUUCAAAUGUUCUGCAAUUACUAUAUUGUAGUAAAAGGAAGGGGAAGUGCUCUAUGGGAUCUUAACUCACUCAAAGAUUGAGCCAAUGUGUUGCAAAUGCUUUUCCUCUUUGGAGAUGGAUUCACUCAAGGCAUUGUCAUAUUAAAUACAUUCAGUUUGUCACCCCAGUCUUCAUGUACUGUCUAUGCACUCUCUUGUAUGAGAAUCAGAACAACGUGGUGGUUGAUACUGUAUACCUCGAUUAUAUCAUGUACAAUGUUUGCAGAAUGGCAAUGGGGUUCAUUUUCAAAAAAAAUGGAAUAAAUAAAUGCCAUUUUAAAGAG